GGGGCGCCCGGCACCCCGACCCCCCACCCGGCCCGCGCCCCGACAGCGCCCGGGAAGAUGUCCUCGCGCACGGCGCUGGCCCCCGGCAACGACCGCGGCGCCGACACGCAUGGCACCCUGGGCAGUGGCCGCUCCUCGGACAAAGGACCCUCCUGGUCGACCCGCUCGCUGGGUGCCCGCUGCCACAACUCCAUCGCCUCCUGCCCCGAGGAGCAGCCCCACGUUGGCAACUACCGACUGCUGAGGACCAUCGGGAAGGGCAACUUCGCCAAAGUGAAGCUGGCACGGCACAUCCUCACGGGCCGGGAGGUUGCCAUCAAGAUCAUUGACAAAACCCAGUUGAACCCCAGUAGCCUGCAGAAGCUCUUCCGCGAAGUCCGCAUCAUGAAGGGCCUGAAUCACCCCAACAUUGUGAAGCUCUUUGAGGUGAUGGAGACAGAGAAGACCCUAUACCUGGUGAUGGAAUAUGCCAGUGCCGGAGAAGUGUUCGACUACCUCGUGUCCCAUGGCCGCAUGAAGGAAAAGGAGGCUCGGGCCAAGUUCCGACAGAUUGUCUCGGCCGUGCACUACUGUCACCAGAAACACAUUGUCCACCGGGACCUGAAGGCUGAGAACCUCUUGCUGGAUGCCGAGGCCAACAUCAAGAUCGCCGACUUCGGCUUCAGCAAUGAAUUCACGCUGGGCUCGAAGCUGGACACCUUCUGUGGGAGCCCCCCAUACGCCGCCCCAGAACUGUUUCAGGGCAAGAAGUACGACGGGCCUGAGGUGGACAUCUGGAGUCUGGGCGUCAUCCUCUACACCCUUGUCAGCGGCUCGCUGCCCUUCGACGGUCACAACCUCAAGGAGCUGCGAGAGCGAGUCCUCAGAGGAAAAUACCGGGUCCCUUUCUACAUGUCCACGGACUGCGAGAGCAUCCUUCGGAGAUUCCUGGUGCUGAACCCCGCCAAACGCUGCACACUGGAGCAAAUCAUGAAAGACAAGUGGAUCAACAUUGGCUACGAGGGCGAGGAGUUGAAGCCAUACACGGAGCCGGAGGAAGACUUCGGGGAUACCAAGAGAAUCGAUGUGAUGGUGGGGAUGGGCUACACGCGGGAAGAGAUCAAGGAAGCCUUGACUAGCCAGAAGUAUAAUGAAGUGACCGCCACCUACCUCCUGCUGGGCAGGAAGACUGAGGAGGGUGGGGACCGGGGUGCCCCAGGGCUGGCCCUGGCAAGGGUGCGGGCGCCCAGCGACACCACCAAUGGGACGAGUAGUUCCAGCAAAGGCGCCAGCCACAGCAAAGGGCAGCGGAGCGCUUCCUCCACCUACCACCGCCAGCGCAGGCACAGCGACUUCUGUGGCCCAUCCCCGACGCCUCUGCACCCCAAGCGCAGCCCGACCAGCACGGGCGAUGGGGAGCUGAAGGAGGAGCGCCUGCCUAGCCGGAAGGCCAGCUGCAGCACAGUGGGGAGCGGGAGCCGAGGGCUGCCCCCGUCCAGCCCCAUGGUCAGCAGCGCCCACAACCCCAACAAGGCCGAGAUCCCCGAGCGCAGGAAGGACAGCGCCAGCACCCCGAACAACCUCCCACCCAGCAUGAUGACCCGCAGGAACACUUACGUGUGCACGGAACGCCCAGGAUCGGAGCGCCCAUCGCUAUUGCCCAAUGGCAAGGAAAACAGCUCGGGUACCUCGCGGGUGCCACCUGCGUCCCCCUCCAGUCAUAGCCUGGCCCCCGCAUCAGGGGAGCGGAGCCGUCUGGCCCGGGGUUCCACCAUCCGCAGCACCUUCCACGGGGGCCAGGUCCGGGACCGGCGCACCGGGAGUGGGAGUGGCGGGGGCGUGCAGAACGGGCCCCCUGCCUCGCCCACGCUGGCCCAUGAGGCCACCCCCCUGCCUACCGGGCGGCCGCGCCCCACCACCAACCUCUUCACCAAGCUGACCUCCAAACUGACCCGAAGGGUCACAGACGAACCUGAGAGAAUCGGGGGACCUGAGGUCUCAAGUGGCCAUCUACCUUGGGAUCAAGCGGAAACCGCCCCCCGGCUGCUCCGAUUCCCCUGGAGUGUGAAGCUGACCAGCUCGCGCCCUCCCGAGGCCCUGAUGGCCGCGCUGCGCCAGGCCACGGCGGCCGCCCGCUGCCGCUGCCGCCAGCCCCAGCCGUUCCUGCUGGCCUGCCUGCACGGGGGUGCGGGCGGGCCCGAGCCCCUGUCCCACUUCGAGGUGGAGGUGUGCCAGCUGCCCCGGCCCGGCCUGCGGGGGGUCCUCUUCCGCCGCGUGGCGGGCACCGCGCUGGCCUUCCGCACCCUCGUCACCCGCAUCUCCAACGACCUCGAGCUCUGAGCCGCCCCCAGCAGAUUCGGGUUUGGAUCCCUCGGCCCUGCCUGCAGCGUGGCCCGGCGCCCAGGAGAGCAGCAGGCCACGGUCCCUUCUCUGUCCUCCUGGCCGCAGGGUUGCGGGGAGCUGGCACCUCCGGCCGCCCUGUCCCCCCUCUGUCCUUGCCCUGGGGCACCCGAGGAAACUUUGGGGGCAGAAAGGGAAACUGAUGAAAUUUCCGUUCCUAUACACACACGUGCACACACACAUGCACA
This is a messenger RNA of Suncus etruscus (white-toothed pygmy shrew), 2567 nucleotides long. It is a transcript of the gene MARK4, whose product is annotated as microtubule affinity regulating kinase 4. The record is from RefSeq and is a predicted model, not a curated record. The transcript is spliced from 18 exons. Gene Ontology annotation, molecular function: tau-protein kinase activity; protein serine/threonine kinase activity; ATP binding. Gene Ontology annotation, biological process: protein phosphorylation; microtubule cytoskeleton organization; intracellular signal transduction. Bases 58 to 2319 code for a protein of 753 amino acids. Lineage: Eukaryota; Metazoa; Chordata; Mammalia; Eulipotyphla; Soricidae. Gene Ontology annotation, cellular component: cytoplasm.